This is a messenger RNA of Penaeus monodon (black tiger shrimp), 790 nucleotides long. Its product is annotated as transcriptional adapter 2-beta-like. Gene Ontology annotation, molecular function: chromatin binding; zinc ion binding; transcription coactivator activity. Gene Ontology annotation, cellular component: SAGA-type complex; nucleus. NCBI's taxonomy places the organism in Eukaryota, Metazoa, Arthropoda, Malacostraca, Decapoda, Penaeidae. Gene Ontology annotation, biological process: chromatin remodeling; regulation of transcription by RNA polymerase II. The record is from RefSeq and is a predicted model, not a curated record.
CCCCGGUCAAGGCCAUUGGACUGCCAGAGAGGAGGUCAGAUUGCUGGAUGCCAUUGAGCAGUAUGGGUACGGUAACUGGGAGGACAUUGCGCGCCAUAUCGAGACUCGCACUCCGGAUGAAGCAAGAAAUAAGUACAUCAGCAGUUACAUAGAUGGAGCUAUUGGGCGAGCCUCCUGGAAACCAGCGUUAGAAAGAUUGCAGCUCCCCAUUGAGCACACAGUCCCUGACACAGGACCACUCUCGCCAACUCUAGGGUCUUCACUACCCUCUCAGCCACCCUCCACUGAGGAGAACACUAUACUUGGAUACAUGCCACACAGAGAUGAUUUUGAGAGGGAAUGGGAUAAUGAUGCAGAAACAACGAUAGCUCCAUUAUUCAUUCAUCCAGUUGAUGAUGAAGAUGUGGAUAUGGCUCUCAAACUUGCACAAGUUGAUAUGUACAUGCGCCGUCUUCGUGAAAGAUCGAGAAGAAAACGGGUAGUUAGAGAUUUCCAGGUUGUUCCACAAUUUUUCAAGAAGGAAAGAGAAAAAGCCCAAGUUCCGCCAAAAAAGAAAAGCAAAGAUGAUAAAGAGGCAGUAGCUGAAAAACUUAGAACAAUUAGCCAGUUUCAGACAGCAAGUGAACACAAUAAUCUUAUAAACUCCAUUGUCCGAGAGAGAGAGUUAAGAACGAGGAUAAGAGAAUUACUAAGGUAUCGUCGUAAUGGAAUUAGACACGUGGAAGAAUGCCAUGAGUUUGAGGUAGCAAGGUCGCGAAGAGACAGGAAAAAAGAAAAUAAAAAGAAAGGU